Saprolegnia diclina VS20 is the source of this 1628-nucleotide messenger RNA. RefSeq lists its product as hypothetical. The transcript has a single exon. The record is from RefSeq and is a predicted model, not a curated record. NCBI's taxonomy places the organism in Eukaryota, Oomycota, Saprolegniomycetes, Saprolegniales, Saprolegniaceae. The coding region runs from base 7 to 1551 and encodes 514 amino acids.
CUUGAGAUGACGACCGACAACCGACCGACACCGUGGCUGCUGCUUGCUUCGCCGAUUGCGCUGCAGAUUCUCGACUACCUCGACGACUCGUUUGACGCGUGCGCCUUUCUUCAAGCAGCGCCCGACGGCAGCCUCGAUGACGCGCUCGACGCGCUACGGACGCUCUUGGCCAUGGACUUGGACUCGCUCGAUGAACUUUGGCCGAGAGCCGACAUUGCUCCUCUGGACGAGGCCUACAGACACGAUCCGAGCGUCGUCGCGAGGGCGCUUCCUCUCAUCAAGAAGAUUGAUUUGGGCUUCUGCAGGAACUCGUCGAGCAUUUGUCAUGCCACAGCGCUGCCACCGACGACCGCCGUGAGCGCCUACAUCGACCUCGACGACAUCAGUGUCCGCACACUCCUCGGCAAGUGGCUGCCCAACCUCGUGGAUCUCAAAGUUGUGAGCCAAAAUGAGCGCAAUGUUGCGCGUAUUGUCCAGAACGACCUCUCGGCAUGCCACGGCCUCCGUGCAUUGACCCUCGCCCAGCACGCAAAGAUUACCCAAGGCACGUUUACCGAUGUGCUCUCGGCAGUCGUCGCACAGUGUCCCUACGUCGAGCGUAUCGGUUUCGAAUCGACCAAGCUCUCGCUCAUGUCCAACGGCAAGGCGCUUCUCGCGUGGCUAACGCGGUCACAUGCCCACCGUCUCGAGCUGCAUCACAUUGACUUUCACGAUGAGCUCUGUGACGAGUUGGCCACGGCCCUGCUCACGUCCACGUCGCUCGAGACGAUCGUACUCUCGGGAGGUCCGAGCCUCACGCGCGCAAUGUUCAGUCCGUCGUCGCCGCCGCUGCCGCAGCAACUCCGUCACCUGACGAUCUUUGACUACCUCCACGAGUAUGAUAGUUCCAGCUACGCGAUGGCGUACGAUUGGGAUUAUCGCGCGCCGGUGUUCUUCCUCCACGGUGCCUUGGGCGCUCUCGCCGCCAAGAUUGCAGCCUCACGCCUUGAAACUUUGGAGUUGGGGCCGCACUAUCCCACCAAUCUCACGUCCGUGGUGAACAUCUUGCCGUCGCUGAAGACGCUAACGAAACUCCGACUCCAGGAGACCCAAUUGACCGCGUUCCCACCGCUGCGGCAGCUCUUGCAUCUCGAGAUGACCCGCAUGUAUGUUACCGACGAGGCCUUUGCGUCGCUCACCACGCUGCUUGGCUCAUCGCCCGAUCUCGUGCAUCUCGAUCUCGAUUUCGAUGGGCGCACUUUCUGGAGCCUGCCGCCCGACGACGACGUCGAGACGAUGCUGCGGGCCAUGGCUCACUGGUUGAGCCAUCGUGGGGCCGAUUGCAACGUCCGCCUCAACAUCAAGACCGAUGCGAGCGCCACGGCCCUCGUAGCGGCACUCGCACAGACGCGCAGCUCGCAUGAGAUCACGUUCUCGAUUGGCGCCUACGGCAUCUCGCUCGACGUCAAGGAGCAGCUUGUCGCGGCACUCGCGUCAAGCGCAUCAUCGCAAUCUCAUGUGUCGAGUUCUUCACUCUACACGAGCGGGCUCGGCCUAAUCAACGAGUCCUAAUCGAGUCCUAAUCGAUAAUCAACGGCUGACCGCAUCUCGCGACGAGCACAUGACCUAAGAAGAAAGAGUUUGCGACA